This is a messenger RNA of Rhagoletis pomonella (apple maggot), 2721 nucleotides long. RefSeq lists its product as uncharacterized. Lineage: Eukaryota; Metazoa; Arthropoda; Insecta; Diptera; Tephritidae. The record is from RefSeq and is a predicted model, not a curated record. Bases 1 to 2721 code for a protein of 906 amino acids. The transcript is spliced from 3 exons. Gene Ontology annotation, molecular function: nucleic acid binding; zinc ion binding.
AUGCCAGCCACAAAUAAUUUGUACAGUGUGCCUCAUACAAACAACCCAUAUUCAUCGUUUGCUUCACAUUCGCCGAAUUUUUCAGUGCCAUCCACUAGUGCCAGUGGAGGUUAUAACCACGGUAUGAUGUAUUCCCCGCAUAAUCCGUUCAUGACGCGAAAAUUGUUAGACCUGCCGGAGUUUAGUGGACGUCCAGAGGACUGGCCCGUGUUUUACACAGCCUUCAACGAGUCUACGGCAGCUUAUGGUUAUAGCAAUUUUGACAAUAACCAACGGCUGCAAAAGUGUCUAAAGGGUGAUGCUCGCGAAACAGUGAAGUCAUUGUUGAUCCACCCCAACAAUGUGAGCUACAUUAUAGAACAACUUAAGUUCAGGUAUGGCCGUCCGGAACAGCUUAUUCAUAGCCAGCUGCUACAAGUUAAAGAAAUCGCGCCGAUUUCCGAGAGUGCUUUAACUAAGCUGGUACCUUUUGCCAUUAAGGUAAAGAACAUUUGUGCAUUUCUGCAGUCAGCCAAUGCAGAACAUCAUUUAUCAAACCCAACGUUACUCGAUGAGCUUAUAUCAAAGCUACCAAUGAGCAAGCGCAUCGAAUGGGGUCGAUACGCCGCCACUGUCCAGCCGAGUGCUACAGCUACGAACUUUAGCGAGUGGCUUUCUUUACUAGCCAACGUAGUAUGCACCAUUCACGACGAAAGCCAGGUUCCUGCCCGUGAAUCAAAACGACGAGUACUUCUUCAUGUGGAAGAAAGACAACCGACGCAGAAAUGUCCAAUAUGCCAGGGCCAGCACAAAGUACCAGACUGCAAACGCUUCGUCGACAAAUCAGUGUCAGGAAGAUGGUCGGAAGUAAAGUCACAACGCCUGUGUUUUGCUUGCCUGAACGUUGGCCACAUUACACGCAAUUGCAGACAAAGGAAAGAGUGUUCCAUCGAUGGGUGCAAGCGAGUGCACCACCAGCUACUCCACGAACAGGAUCAGCAGCCACUAUCGACAUCUGUCAAGAACGCCAGUCGAAUUACUUCAUUGCAGCCAUCACCGCCGCAAGUUAAGGGCCCACCUAAGCCGUCCAGCGACUCAGGAGCCGCAGUCCUGAGCUGCGCUACAAAUGCAGCAGAGAGUAAACUCUUGUUCCGCAUAUUACCCGUCACUCUCUACGGAAGACAACGCCGUCUAGAGACAUAUACCCUAUUAGACGAAGGUUCAUCGAUCACAAUGCUCGACGAUACUCUCGCCAAUGAGUUAGAUCUACGUGGACGACCAAGCAGGCUGAACGUCCAGUGGUUUGGUGGACAUGCUGUCCAAGAACAAGCAACCAUAGUAGACCUAUUCAUCAGUGGUGCUGGAAUGGAUAAACGUCAUAAGCUACAGAAUGUAUACGCCGUGAAGAAUCUACAACUACCGUCGCAGAGCCUAAGCAAGGCCGACUUGUUGUAUGAUGACAAACGUGUACGCCAGUUGCCAAUGCAGGCACACUCUGGCGUGGUACCGAGACUGCUCAUCGGGAUAGACAACUGCCAUUUGGGUUUGGCAUCCACAACCAUCGCAAUGCGGAAGAAUGGACCAUUCGCUGCCAACACCGAACUGGGUUGGGUUGUGUUCGGUCCAACCAGCAACGAUCUUCCUAAGCCAUCUACUUGCCUUUUCGUCAACACUAAUCUCGACCAGGAACUACAUAGCAUGGUUGCCAAUUUUUUCGAAGUUGAAAGCUUUGGGAUGAUGUACAGCUACCUGACAGCUACCAUGGCGCUCAAGAGACUGGUAAGUGUGGAAAAGCGUAUGAGCCGCGACGCAAACUUUGCUUCUAGCUACAAUCGGAAGAUACAGUCUUACGUGGAGAAGGGUUACGCUCGUAGACUUGCACCGGCUGAAGCCAUUGUGACUACGCCACGUACUUGGUAUCUACCACACUUUGCCGUGGUCAAUCCGAACAAGCCCGCAAAACUGCGCUUAGUGUUCGAUGCUGCCGCCGAGGUUCAAGGCGCCUCUUUGAACCGUCAUCUGCUCAAGGGCCCACAGGAGUACAGACCACUGCCGUCCAUUAUUCUCCACUUCCGCCAAGGAGCGGUAGGUGUAUGCGGUGACAUCAAGGAGAUGUUUCACCAAGUACUAAUUCGCCCAGAGGAUAGAUGCGCCCAACGUUUUCUGUGGCGAUAUGGGGACGUCGAAAAACAGCCUGACAUCUACGAAAUGUGCGUCAUGACGUUUGGUGCUGCCUGUUCACCCUGCGCAGCGCAUUAUGUCAAAACGCAAAAUGCUUUAGCACACAGUAACGACGAUCGCACCACUGCCCGUGCCAUCAAAGCCGUUGUGAACUACCAUUACGUCGACGACUUUGUGGAUAGUUUCGACACGCCAAGGGAGGCUAUCGACGUCGCUCAUAAGGUGAAGGUGAUUCAUCAGGAAGCUGGAUUCGAGAUCCGCAACUUUACGUCAAAUUGUUCAGAAGUGGUUGCGGCCUUGGAUGGAAUCGAUGUCACUAAAGUUCUGAACGAGAAGGAAGGUGUAACUUCUGAAAGGGUACUCGGUCUAUUUUGGCAUCCUGCCACAGAUUGCUUCAACUUCAAUCUGAAAUUCAACAACGUCAGCGAAACUGUGCUAAGGGUCCAGUACGAACCUUGUCGCACUGCCUCCUCGGCCACGAUGCGAGGCAAUCUGUUAGACGGCAGACUAAAACAGCGCCCAAUAAAAAACACAUGGGCACGUAUGGUGUGGCAAAAAUGA